Macadamia integrifolia is the source of this 1743-nucleotide messenger RNA. RefSeq names its product CBL-interacting serine/threonine-protein kinase 7-like. The transcript has a single exon. Bases 155 to 1447 code for a protein of 430 amino acids. Lineage: Eukaryota; Viridiplantae; Streptophyta; Magnoliopsida; Proteales; Proteaceae. Gene Ontology annotation, molecular function: protein kinase activity; ATP binding. Gene Ontology annotation, biological process: protein phosphorylation; signal transduction. The record is from RefSeq and is a predicted model, not a curated record.
CCCACCUAUAAACUCUCUAUAAAUACUCAAUCAUUUCCCUUGAACCCAUCAAACAAAACAAAGCGAAGCACAGUUCUGUCCGUGAAGUACGUGUCUUGGUUCGGUUGCUCUAGGCCGCUCUGCGCCAUUCUCUGCAACCAAAUACCAAGUGCCCAUGGAUUCUCCGGCGGCACCAACCGCUGCCACCACCUCUAGCAGCUCCGAUGUCUUGCUAGGUAAGUAUCGGCUAGGUCGUCUUCUCGGCCGUGGCAGCUUCGCUAAGGUGUAUUACGCUCGGUCUCUUGCCGAUGGUUCCGAUUUGGCUGUGAAAGUAAUCGACAAGACCAAGAUCAUAAACACUACCAUGGAACCUCGCGUGAUUAACGAAGUCUCUGUAAUGCGUCGACUUCGACACCCAAACAUCAUCAGGAUCCAUGAAGUCAUGGCUACAAAAUCGAAGAUGUAUUUGAUCUUGGAGUACGCCAGAGGCGGCGAGUUGCUCUCCAAGAUUUCCCGGCGUCAACGUUUCACUGACCCCAUCGCCCGCCGCUAUUUCCAACAACUGGUCUUAGCCCUUGAAUUCUGUCACAGAAAUGGCGUCACCCACCGAGACCUCAAGCCCCAAAACCUCCUCCUUGACGAUCAGGGUAACCUUAAGGUCUCCGAUUUCGGCCUCUCUGCUCUCCCAGAGCAAUUGAAAGAUGGGCUUCUCCACACUGCCUGCGGAACGCCGGCAUAUACGGCCCCUGAAGUAGUCGGACGGAAAGGCUACGACGGAGGGAAGGCAGAUGCUUGGUCCUGUGGUGUCAUCCUCUUCGUCUUCCUCGCUGGAUUCCUCCCUUUUGACGAUUCCAAUCUCGCCGUCAUGUACCAGAAGAUUCGGCGCCGGGAUUUUCAAUUUCCGUCCUGGUUUUCAAAGUCGGCGAGGUGGGUGAUCGCUCGGUUGCUUGACCCAAAUCCUGAGACCCGCCUCAGUAUCGAAGCUCUAAUGGAAGUGGGUUGGUUCAAAAAGUCCUUGCAAUCGAAGGAUCAGAAUCAAAACCAUCAGAUACAAACCAUGUUCGAUUUGCAGCUAACAAUGUCGCCGGAUAAAGGUUCGAUGAGUGCAUUUGAUAUAAUAUCGAUGUCAUCGGGAUUGGAUUUGUCGGGGUUGUUCGAAGGCAGAGGGAAGUGGGCGAAGAGAUUCACAUCAAUGAUGGAAUCAGCAGAGAGGAUUGCGGAGAGAGUGACGGAGGUUGGGAAGAAAUUAGGAUAUACAGUAGAGAGAAGGAAGAAAAGUGUGAUUGGGUUGGGGAAGGGGAGGAUGGGAUUGUUGAUAGAGGUAUUAGAAGUGGUACCUUCCCUGUUUAUGGUACAAGUAAGAGUGGGAAAUGGGGAAGUAGGAGUGGAUUUGGUGGAGUUGCAGUGGGGAGAGCUGAAAGUAGAGCUUGAAGACAUGGUUUUUGCCUGGCACAACGAUGCUGUCUGAGAGCUUUCGCUGACCCGUCCUUAAUUUGGAUGGCUUUUCCUCUAUCCACACUGUACUGAGAUUUAUAGAGCUAGCAUAGGCCAUUAAGGCCUUUUCUGAUCUUAAUGUUGCCAACAAUCCCAUUGGGUUGCACUAAUCCGAGCUCAAGAUCGAUUUGAAUUGUUGUAUAAACGAGGACCAACAAACUAGUCAUUAGAAUUGUGGACUAGUAAUUGAAUAAGGGUUGUUCUUCUUUGUAAAAUCAUUAUCUAUCUUGCAUAUGUUUCUCCAGAUUUAGUUUAACUCGUUUUUCUUCA